Molecule: messenger RNA, 207 nt
Organism: Strongylus vulgaris
Lineage: Eukaryota; Metazoa; Nematoda; Chromadorea; Rhabditida; Strongylidae
Source: the annotation of a GenBank genome assembly
AUGUUUUCUAUGCGUAUGUUCACCUUGCUGUGUGUUCCGCAAGUACCGAUUGGUGGAUCAGGCGAAGAAGGUUCUGGAUUUGAUGACGGUUCUGGAAUGGAACCAGAACUAACCGUAGGAUCGGGUUCAGGUUCGGGAUCCGAAGCUAGAUCUGAAGGAUUGGCUCUAAGUGUGGACCUCUUUGCCCUCAAGACUGCACCAAGGUGA